UGCAUGUUGCUCUAUGAUCCCAGAAAGAGAACGUAGCCACCCACAAUUUACUCAGCAUGGAUUACAGUCGGACCCAGAAUGAUGCGACACUAUAGCUCCCCCUUUCUGCUCGCGCAUAAUCUCUGCUCCUAUCCAAUUCUCCGCUCAUUCAUAUUUGGUCCUCCGGAAGUAUCUACAGCUCGGGUAAGCCAGUGUCUAUGCACAGUGACUCAUAUGGGUGGAGUAUGUAGUUUAUUAUCCAGUUUAAAAUGUAUGUACAUUAUACCGGACGCAUCUCACACCUGUUAUAUUUAACGUGCGUAUUUCCAGACAGAUCGUUUCUGAAAUAAAUUACCAUAUGUUGACAAAGUUUACUACAUCGUUUUUUCUACGCUGCCUGCGCUCCCUGCAGGGCUCGAACCCAAGACUAAAAUGGCUGGUUGUGGGUCCGAGUCAGCAAAAAGGCAGUUGUGCCAUAAAUAUUCAUAUUUUAAAGAAAUAACGCGCCGUCUUUUGAACACAAGAGAGCUUACAUUUUACUUUAUAUGCUGUUACACACUGUCCCAGGUUCGAGUGUCGUGUUCAUGGAUGCACAGCCCAGCCAAAAGACAGGCUUUGGUUAUUCGAACCUCUGACUGCGCGUAAUGGCGUCCCCCAUGAACGGUGACUGUUUUUAUUCUAACACAAAUGCAAGGAUGGAAAAGGGUUCGAAAGAAAAAAAUAUGUUGACAGUAGCAUGAUGUCCACCCAACCUCGUUGUCUAAAGAAUGUGUUCAUUUGAUUUAGGCUAUGCAUGAAACGACAAUCUGAAAGCGAAAGAUAAAAUAGUCUUUACCUAGGAUGGUGUAAUUUCGCUGACAUCAUAUUCUCUCGAACCCGUCGCUGCAGACUGUCGCGUUGAUGCUGUGGGAUAUUGUUGACUUUAAAGCCUGAUUAAAACAUGGUCCAAAAUGGAUUCUCAACGAAUGGUGAUUCUGACCCGUGGUGGCUCAGAUGAUAGCUGCGUUGGCCAAUCCUUGAAGAGGUCAGGGACUGUGCCAAAUAUCCUUGAGGAGCCAGUGGACCUAUCCCUGCUCUUAUCCUGCCCUCUAGCAGGUAACCUCCAGUCAUGUUCCCUUAAACAGACUUAUCGCCAAUCAAACUGCUUCAAGACCAAACAAGGAGGAGGGCCUGGGGAGGAGCCCGAUGUGGCUUUGACUUCACAGCCAGCGUUACGGGAAACAGGUGACAUCUGUGGCCUCAACCAACCAAUUACAGUCAAGACUGGACCUCCUGGUGUGUGCGAACCGCCAGUGAUAAUUACAUUAGAUGUUCCUGGUUUGUGUGACAGGCCAAUUACAGACUCCGCAUCUCUCAGCAGUACCAAAGAUGUCCCUCACUUGAAUUCAAAAUGGAGUUUGGAACCCAGGGCUGUUUCAUUGGAGACCAGUUCAAAUGGCCUGACCCCUGCUGCAGUAACUGUUGAGGGGGAGAUUGGGGACCAGUCUACUGAAGCCAUGGAACACAGUGAAGAAGCCCUUUCCACAAGGAAUGAAGGCAGAAGACGGCACGGGAAACGGGGAGAGCGAUGGUACUCAGAUCAGGAAUGGUAGUCCCAUUCUCCUCCAAAUGCCUCUCAUCUGCCACACAGCCAAGGCAGAGGGGGCUGGAGGGAAGAAGGGAGAUGAUCAGAGGCUGACCCCUCCUCUCCAGCCCCCUAGUAGAUGUCUCAGUGGAAAUGGGCGACCAGCUGAGGAGGGUGGAGUAGAGAGAGCGGAAGCAUGGAAAGGAAGAGGGGAGAAGAAACAGGAGGAAGGGGGAGUAGCGUUAGAUCUGAGCUUGCCCAAAAAGAGGGAGAGCAAAGAUAGAAGGCUUUGGCAUGAGAGCUCACUGCUUAUGGAGGUAGAUGAGGUAGAGGGGGAUGGCGAUAGGGAUGUAGUAGAGGAAGAUGAUGGUGAUGAAUAUGAGUCUAUAUUGAGAAUAGAUGGAGCAGACAUUUUGGGUGGACCUCUCUUGUCUCCUACAUUUUGCUCUACAUCCAUGUUCCCCUUCCUUUCUUCCCUAGACUCAGACUGUGAAGGACUUCUCCUGAUAGACGACCAGGGUAUUCCAUACACACUCACCCCUGAAGGACACAAAGUGCCCCAGAUAGACCAGUUGAAACGUGCCAGUCCCCAGACAGGUCAGUCACUGGCGCCAUCAAACUCAGUGGUGGUGUCGUCUGACAUGGCCGCUCCAGGGGCCACCCAACUCAGCCAAAGUUUAGUCACCCCCCCCACACACAACCACAACUUGUGUCCUGCUCCUCUAACCUCCACUAACCCCUCACAGAAUGAAGAACACAUGAAAAAUACAGAACCUUUAACGACUACAGAACUGUCUCAGAAUGUGGGUCCCUGUAAGGUUGUAGACUCGGAUGUGAAAGCUGUUUGUGAGGCUAGGGUUAUGGGUUCUGUUCUUCCCCAUCCACCCACACAUCCCAUUCAGAUCCUCCCCUCAUCCUCCCUCCAGCUGUCCACUCCCCUGGCCAAGACUGACACCAACCCAGGCCUGGCCUUCACCCUUCCCCUCUCUCUCAUCCAGAACUCCCCCGGUGCUUCCGCCUCUAUGCUCCUCCUCCUCUCCACCUCCACCUCCAGUCAGUCCUUCUCCACCUCCACCCCCAUUGCCCUUAUUGACCCCUCCACCGGUCAGCUCUCUCAAAUCACCGCCUCCUCGUUAUCCUCUCUUUCUCUUUCAUCCCCUCUUCCUCUCUCAGUGUCUCCUGGUCAGAUUGUCACAUCAGAGUCCUCCCUCCCUGCCGUUCUCUCCCAGCCUGUCAUUAGAGGGCCACCUGACAACCCUGUUGCCGUCCUGUCAAGAGUGACACCCAGCAUGAACCCAGUCACACCCCUGACCCCCUUCUCUGCUGCCUCCUCUACCCCCAAGCAGCCCAUUGCUGAGGAGAGCUCUAAUGCGCUCCCUGUCAACUCACCUCUGAUCACACGCUCCUCUGAGUCCGACCCUGAUCCCCAGUCACUGUCCACGGAAGAAAAGCAAAUGGUGACUACCCCAAAUAGAUCACCUCCUACUAACGCCUCUCUCCUUACACACCCACAAUCCCCCUCUAUGACCUUUGACCCCAGUAUAGAGGCAGUCAACCAAUCAACCGCCCCGGAGUCGGAACGCUCCUCCCUUCCAUGGAACGACCAUCUGUACUUCUCUUCCACUGCUCCACCCUCCCCUCCCCUUGUAACUGUUGUCCCCUCCGGCACACCCAGGAACCUGGAACCCCUUGACCCUCUGGACCUCGUCUCUCCAGGGUCCCCUCCCUCCACCGGGCCACGGAGGGUCCUUUACUGCCCUCUCUGCCCCAGAAUCUUUUACUAUGUCUCUGAUCUGGAGCGCCACUCCAUCACCCACUCACAAAACAAACCUCACGUUUGUCUGCAGUGCGGCAAGGCCUUCAAACGAUCCAGUCACUUGCAGAGACACAAUCACAUCCACACAGGGCAGAGGAACUUUGUGUGCCCCAUCUGUUCCAAGCGCUUCCGGGAGGCCGGGGAACUGCAGCGCCAUCAACGGGUGCAUACGGGGGAGAAGCCCUACCAGUGCUCUCUGUGCCACACACGCUUCGCCGAGCGCAACACCCUGCGGCGACACACGAAACGCAAACACCCUUACCACCAGGCAGCUGUGGACAUGCUGACUGAGGGAGGAGACGGGAGGGGAGCAGGAGAAGGAGAGGAGGAGACAGAAGAGUGGUAUAGUUCCACGGUGUCUAACUUGGAAAACUCAGACUCAGAACCGGAUUCUGAGGUCAUUUCCUGAUUAUGAUCCAUUUGAAUGAAGUUAAGCGGACGAGGAGCAGGUGAGGUUAGGAAAAAGGUGCUCUUCCAUAUUGAAUGGUACUUUCCCAUGGUAACAUGGGUCAUUUUGUUUUAUAUUGUUUAUUUUCUUGCAUGUAUUCUAUUGUCAUCUUGUUACAUGGUCCAAAAUGAUCUCACAAAUCAUUCCCCAUAAAAUAUUCCUCAUUUCCUGUGCGCUGGGUUGUAAAAUGUUUAUGUCCCUUCUAAAAAGCUCACACUUUCAAAAUAUGCCAUAAAAGAACAUUUGCACUACCAAAGUACUUAAAAUUAUGUUAUAAAAAGUACAGUCACUAUGUUUUACUGUAAUAUUGUUAAUACAUAUAUAAUAUGUUAAUACCAGAAUGCUUCAAUUUGUCAUGUGAGAAAUGCACUUAAUAUUAAGGGAGAUCAUUUCAUUUUCUGACUGUCAAUAGACACUGUGAAUCACUUGCACUUUUGAUUUAGCUUCUCAAAACAGUAGCCACCAAUUUGCUUUUUUACAUUGUAUUUAGGUUUGGAUUUCUCCGGCCUUAAAAUACGGUGGCUUCAUUUAUUAAAUGCAUAAAACAGAAAUCG
Esox lucius (northern pike) is the source of this 4361-nucleotide messenger RNA. RefSeq names its product zinc finger protein 236. Bases 1510 to 3768 code for a protein of 752 amino acids. Gene Ontology annotation, cellular component: nucleus. The record is from RefSeq and is a predicted model, not a curated record. Lineage: Eukaryota; Metazoa; Chordata; Actinopteri; Esociformes; Esocidae. The transcript has 3 exons.